GUUCUGUCAGGCGUCAGCCGUGUCAGCUGUGAGUCGACUUGACUCUUGGGGCUAUUUGGUUGUGUGAGAUAUGACAGGGAUUUGACAGCAAUGUUUUUGUUUUUAUUUAACUGAAAAUUUAAAAUUUUAUUUCACAAUGCUGCAAAAUUUGAUUUUUAAAGGUUUUGACGUGAAAAUAACAAGUAGAACAACAAAAUUCUUUCGCAAAGUACCAGUUCACUCUCGACCUUGUAAGCACUGUGGAUCCAGGUUAUAUUCUAGUUCUAGUCACAAAUUUGCAGUGUUACCGAAUAAUUAUGAAAGAACGUUGUGUAGUAAAAAUAACAUUUAUAUUUUAAAAACAAGAUGUUAUACAAGCCAAGUAGAUGCUCAGAAAAAAAACGCCCAGAUUGAGACAGUAAAAGAUAAAACUGUUAUUACUACCAAUGUGAAGUUAAAGCCUUCGGAAUUGAAGAGAUUGUUUGGUUUAGCUGCACCUGAAAAAUGGACUCUGACUGGUGCGAUUGGUUUUCUUGUUGUAUCUUCAAGUGUUACAAUGGCAGUUCCAUUUUCCCUUGGAAAAGUGUUAGAUAUAAUUUACGACACAACUAGUGAUUUAGGAGCUGCACGAGAAAAACUUGAUUCUCUAUGUCUGAUACUAUGUGGGGUAUUCCUUUUGGGAGGAUUAUGCAAUUUUGGAAGAGUGUACUUGAUGUCCAUAUCGGGUCAAAGAAUGACACAGUCGCUUCGUAAACAAGUUUUUGCCGCUAUAUUGCGACAGGAACCGCAAUGGUUCGGCAAAAAUUCUACAGGUGAAUUAGUUAAUAGAUUAUCUGCAGAUACUCAGUUAGUGGGACGUAACUUGAGUCAAAAUGUUAGCGAUGGAUUGAGGUCGUUGUUUAUGGUUGGUGCCGGGACUGGUAUGAUGUUCUAUAUGUCGCCGUCAUUAGCCCUAAUAGGACUUCUGGUUGUACCACCAGUGUCAAUGCUAGCCGUAAUAUAUGGACGAUUUGUUAGAAGUAUAACAAGACAAAUGCAGGAUUCAUUAGCUGAAACUAGUGAGUUAGCUGAAGAGAAAAUAUCGAACAUAAAAACAGUGAAAGCAUUUAGUAAAGAACAAAAGGAAUGUGAAUCAUACGGACAAAGGAUUGAAAAUUUGUUGAGAUUAGCCUAUAAGGAGUCUUUAGCUGUUGGCAGUUUCUAUGGUUUGACAGGUCUGUCUGGCAAUACAAUAAUAAUUUUAGUACUCUACUAUGGAGGUGGCAUGGUGGCGACGGAACAAUUGACAGUUGGCAAUCUUACAUCCUUUCUGCUUUAUGCGGCCUAUGUUGGCAUCAGUAUUGGUGGCUUGAGCAGUUUUUAUACGGAAAUGAAUAAAGGUAUUGGAGCCGCUACGAGACUUUGGCAGAUUAUCGAUAGGGAACCAAAAAUACCUGUAUCUGGUGGCCUAAGACCAGUAGAACGGCCUAGAGGCGAGAUCCUCCUAGAGAACAUAAACUUUUCUUAUGGCGGGCAGCCGAUGAUCAAGGGAUUGAACUUACAUCUAUUGCCUGGAAAGUCUGUGGCUUUAGUCGGGAGGUCCGGUUGUGGGAAGAGUACGAUAGCAUCUCUUAUUUUGAGGUUAUAUGAUCCGGAGCAAGGCAGGAUAUUAUUGGAUGGUGUGGAUAUAAGGAAACUCGAUCCUGUUUGGUUGAGGAGCCAUAUUGGUUUUGUUAGUCAGGAGCCGGUUUUAUUUACUGGAUCAAUAAAAGAAAACAUUCUCUAUGGCCUUGUUAAUGAUGAAGAAGUGGAGGAAGAAAACAAGGAGCCAGCGUGGCUAGUGGCGGCUCGCGCUGCCCAGCUGCAGGAGCUGGCCAGCCUCAGCAGCGACGGGUGGGCGCGGCAAGUGGGCGCCGGCGGCUCCGAGCUCAGCGGCGGACAGAAGCAGCGGGUCGCUAUAGCGAGGGCUAUCGUUAAGAAUCCAAAAAUCCUCAUACUCGACGAAGCUACCUCAGCCCUAGAUACAUAUUCAGAAUAUUUAGUAGACAAAGCUUUAAAGGAGAUUAGCAGAGAGCGAACAGUUUUGACAAUUGCGCAUAGACUAAGCACGAUACAGUCGGCGGACGAAGUCGCGGUAAUUGGCAAUGGUGUGAUAAUCGAAAAAGGACCAUAUAAAGAAUUAAUCGAGAAACCGAACGGGUACUUCCGAGAGCUCAUCACACACCAAACUUUCUCCCAACCGAAGAGUUCCGAAAAGGAUAAAAAUAAAUGUUAAAUGAUGGAUCAUGAAUAAUGGAAUUUUGGGUUUGACGGUGAACUAAUAGUGGCUGGAUUAGUAUUUGAGUUUUGAAUAUCAGUUUUGACAAAUAAAUUCUAUGAAUUAGUUUUGGAAAAAGAAUUUUGUGAAUGUCGAUGAAAAAUAAGUCUUCCUGAAAUUUUAUUAAAGUCAUUUUUAUAGUUCACCUUCAAAAUUGUAUCCUGGUUAUAGGUCGUGUUUAAGAUUGAUGAUGCAAUUUGAUUAAUGCCUUUAAAAUAUAGCUAUUGCUGAGUUACAAAAAAAUAAUAAAAGCAAAUGUAAAGUAUUUUUCUAGAGUCACAAUAAAAUAUGAUGCUAUUUUAUUAUAUAACUUAGUUUAAAAUUAUUUGUUGAUGCUAAGUAGUCAAUGAUUCAGUUAAGUUUAUACAGAAAUAUAUUGGUUUUAUGAAACAUAACAUAUGGUAGAUGUUAUAAAUAUUAUAUACUGUAUAUUAUUAUAUUUAUAAUUAUAAAUCUUGUAAAAAAUGUAAGAAAAAAUUUAUUUGCUUAACAAGUACAGUAUCACAUUUUUUUCUGUUCCUCGGUCACAUCGAACGUCUAACGAUCACAUCACUGCCAUAUUUUCACAUUUUUGUAUGAUAUUUAAAACCUUAUUUCUUAACAACUUUAUAGCACUGGUGAAAGUAAUUUAUUUUCUUAUAUCUUGUUUAUCUAUGGUUACGUCAAGGAUGUACAUUAAUAUAUCUACAUCUAAUUAUUUAUCUCUGUUUAUAUUUUUCGGUGACGAGCUUAAAUUAUAAGUAAAGGUAUCGUUUUAGGUGUCUAUUUUGUUAUGUUAUUGCAAAUGACAAAGUGCAUUCAAAUACGUCGUUUGACAUUGCUUGAGUAAACUGCCUUAAUGGAAGAAUGAUUGUAUGGGAUGCACUAAUAAACUACAAGUUGAACUUUGGAACAAAGGUUUUAUAUUGUUUUUUGUU
This is a messenger RNA of Zerene cesonia (dogface butterfly), 3192 nucleotides long. Its product is annotated as ATP-binding cassette sub-family B member 10, mitochondrial. The record is from RefSeq and is a predicted model, not a curated record. Gene Ontology annotation, biological process: transmembrane transport. Gene Ontology annotation, molecular function: ATP hydrolysis activity; ATP binding; ABC-type oligopeptide transporter activity. Lineage: Eukaryota; Metazoa; Arthropoda; Insecta; Lepidoptera; Pieridae. The transcript is spliced from 10 exons. Bases 137 to 2233 code for a protein of 698 amino acids. Gene Ontology annotation, cellular component: membrane.